Messenger RNA from Acanthosepion pharaonis, 1737 nucleotides. The record is from the annotation of a GenBank genome assembly. NCBI's taxonomy places the organism in Eukaryota, Metazoa, Mollusca, Cephalopoda, Sepiida, Sepiidae.
AUGGGCCUGGACCUGAGGACACAGACAGAGAUAAAUGACAUCAGAUGGAGAGUCAAAUGCUGUGUGAGAGGAGAACUAUCUGGGAUUCUGUACAUUUUUCUUUAUUUCUCUGCAUUUGUCUUUCUGUGUGCAUUGAUUCACAGACAUUCUUUUCUUUCCUUCCCAUUCCAAUCUGAUUCUCCCCUUCUUUUCUGUUUUAGUCUGUUUUUCUUUUACACUCCACUUCUUUCUUUUUACUCUCCCCUUAUUUUCUGUUUUAAUCUCUUUUUUCUAUUAGUCUCCCUUCUUUUCUGUUUUAGUUUCUUCUCCUUUUAUCUCCCCUUCUUUUCUGUUUUAAUCUCUUUUUCUUUUACUUUCCACUUCUUUCUUUUUCACUCUCCACUUCUUUUCUUCUGUUUUUCUUUUACUUUCCACUUCUUUCUUUUUCACUCUCCCCUUCUUUUCUGUUUUAAUCUCUUUUUUCUAUUAUUUCCCCUUCUUUUCUGUUUUAAUCUCUUUUUUUUUUUUACUUUCCACUUCUUUCUUUUUUUUCACUCUCCCCUUCUUUUCUGUUUUAGUCUCUUUUUUCUAUUAGUCUCCCUUCUUUUCUGUUUUAAUCUCUUUUUCUUUUACUUUCCACUUCUUUCUUUUCACUCUCCCUUCUUUUCUGUUUUAGUCUCUUUUUUUCUAUUAGUUUCCCUUCUUUUCUGUUUUAAUCUCUUUUCUUUUUACUUUCCACUUCUUUCUUUUUCACUCUCCCCUUCUUUUCUGUUUUAUCUCCCCUUCUUUUCUGUUUUAAUCUCUUUUUCUUUUACUUUCCACUUCUUUCUUUUUCACUCUCCCCUUCUUUUCUGUUUUAAUCUCUUUUUCUUUUACUUUCCACUUCUUUCUUUUCACUCUCCCUUCUUUUCUGUUUUAUCUCUUUUUUCUAUUAGUCUCCCCUUCUUUUCUGUUUUAAUCUCUUUUUCUUUUACUUUCCACUUCUUUCUUUUUCACUCUCCCCUUCUUUUCUGUUUUAGUCUCUUUUUUCUAUUAGUCUCCCCUUCUUUUCUUCUCUUUUUUCUAUUAGUCUCCACUUCUUUCUUUUUUACUUUCCCCUUCUUUUCUGUUUUAGUUUCCAUUUUUCAUUUUCUUUUUUUGCCUUUUCUUCUUUUAUUUCAAAGUUUUAGCUUUCUUUUUCUUUUAGUCUCAUUUUCUUUUCUUUUUCUAUUCUUCUUUCUUAUUUUCUAUGUCUUCACUUCUUUUCUUUUUUUUUUACUUGCCUUCUUUUUUUUAAUCUCCUUUCUUUUUUUUAGUCACCUCUUCUUUUCAUUUUUUUCCCAAAUAAUCAUAUAUCUCUCUCCUUUUUCUUUUCUUUCUUCUUUUUCUCUCCAUCUUUUAUUCUUACUUCUCCUUUCUUUUCUUCAUUUUCCAUUUAUUUUGCUUUGUUUUUCUUUCAUGAGAUCUCUUUUCAUUUUACUUCUUCAUCUUUUAUUCUUUCUUUGUUUUUUUUCUCCUUUUUUUUUCUUCAUUUUUCUCACAUUUCUUCUCUUUUUCCACUUUUCAUCCUAUUUUUCUUCUAUUUUUCUUUCCCCACCAGUUUUUAACUUCUUUUUAAUUGCAUUCAAUUUGCCUUCAUUUUCUAAUUUUCUGUCUUCUCACAUUCCUUUUCUCUUUCUUUUUUUAAAGAAAAUAAAUCCUUCCUUUAUUUCUUUCUUAUCCUUUUUUCUUCCCAUUAAUCUUUAUUCAUGCUUUUUAAAAACAGCUUUUCUGUCUUAA